Molecule: messenger RNA, 1182 nt
Organism: Agrilus planipennis (emerald ash borer)
Lineage: Eukaryota; Metazoa; Arthropoda; Insecta; Coleoptera; Buprestidae
Product: adult-specific cuticular protein ACP-20-like
Exons: 6
Coding region: 43-1116 (357 amino acids)
Cellular component (GO): extracellular matrix
Source: RefSeq, a predicted model, not a curated record
UACAGAGUGAACUUCAUCGGAACAUACCAACACCAACUCAAGAUGUACGCCAAAAUCGCAACUCUUGCUCUUGUUUUCACUGUGUGUUCAGCCUACCCUGGCAUUAUAUCAUAUGGUGAAGAUCACGGUGCAGGGGGUGACUUGGGACACCAUGGUACUUCUUACGUAAGCGGUGGACUCAUCAGUCACGGUAGUGUUCCUGUUAGUGCAGGUCAUGGAGGUCACGGAGGUCACGGAGGACAUGGUCACGAAGAACACAUCGUUGACUAUUUCGCACCAGCCCACUAUUCCUUCAACUAUGGAGUAGCUGACCACAAGACAGGCGAUAACAAACAACAACACGAAGAACGCGAUGGAGAUGUUGUUAAAGGAGAAUACUCUCUGCAUGAACCCGAUGGUACCAUCCGUACCGUCAAAUACACCGCAGACAAACACAACGGUUUCAACGCCGUAGUUCUCAGACAAGGACACGCAAGUCAUCCACAAAUCAUCGCCCAUCAUGGACACCAUGAUUACUAUAUCCAAUUUUGGCAAUCGCUAGUCUUGAACCGCACUUCUACGACAAUACCCAGAGUCAUGCUUACCAAAGCCCUUUGCGUUGUUCUUCUUUUCGCCGUCUGCUCCGCAUUUCCGGGUGGAGUUUCGUACGUGAGCGGUGGAUUAGGCCAUGGAAUAGGACUAGGAUUAGGGGGCGGUUAUGGACACGGCUUAGGCCUAGGGGGUGGCUCAGGACAUGGUGGAAUAAGCGGAGGUACUUCCUAUGUUGGUGGAGGACUUAUAAGCCAUGGAGGAGUUGCUGUAAGUGGUGGUCACGGAGGAUAUGGUGGAUACGGUGACCAUGGAGGACAUGAUCAUCACGUUGACUACUUUGCCCCAGCCCACUACGCUUUUGACUACGGAGUAUCUGAUCACAAAACUGGUGACAACAAACAACAACAUGAAGUCCGAGAUGGAGACGUUGUCAAAGGAGAAUACUCUUUGCACGAACCCGACGGUACCAUCCGUACCGUCAAAUACACCGCUGAUAAACACAACGGUUUCAACGCUGUAGUACUUAGACAAGGUCAUGCAGUUCAUCCACAGGUCAUAGCCCAUCAUGGACAUCACGGUUACUAAGCUAAUGGACAGUUCGCCUAUUUCUCUAUCGCCAUAAUUCGCUAUGUCAUGCAUGAUUAUACUCGC